AUGAAUAGUGCAUCCAUUGAUUCUAUCGAAGAAAACGGACAUGGGAGCGAUUCGGAUGCGAAUUCAGAGGACGCGUUGGAAUAUUACCAGCCGAUAUCUGCGGUGGACGACGACGGAAGCUCCGACGGAGAGCACGGCGUUGAGUUUCAGCAACUUCCGAACGGGUACAGUGUUCAUCGAGCGGAGAACGGGAUCUCGAUGCUGGAUCUGAACGACGGCGUAGAGCAGAAGAGCAGUGAUGAAGAGGAAGAGGAGGAAAGGAGUGGAGAAGAAUUUGAAAGUGAGAUUCGAAGAGCGUUGAGGGAAGAUGAGAAUCGAAGGACGGCGCCGCUGACGACGGAGAACACUGCGAGGGUGAUGGAGGCGAUGCGUGGCAUUUCCUUUGUCGGAGAGGUUCCUCAAUGGGCUUCGCAAGUUCCGGAGGAUCGUUGGAUUGAUCAGAUUCGGAGACGGAGACAAUCAUCAAACACUUGA
This is a messenger RNA of Vicia faba (fava bean), 474 nucleotides long. NCBI's taxonomy places the organism in Eukaryota, Viridiplantae, Streptophyta, Magnoliopsida, Fabales, Fabaceae. The record is from the annotation of a GenBank genome assembly.